AUGCUCCUAGAUAUUUUUGAUGAAAACCUCCACCCCCUUACGGUAAAUAUCAUCUGCCUCAUUCUUUCAUUUGUUUCUUCUUGAGGUGCAUUCUACCCACCCCUGUUAGUUGCUUCAAAGCCAUGGACUGUAGUUUGCUCACCUUUUAAAUAAUGCUGUUCCUGCAGAAAUCCGAAGUGCCGCCAGAUUAUGACAAACAUGACCCAGAGCAGAAGCAGAUUUACCGCUUUGUGCGGACGCUGUUCAGCGCCGCUCAGCUGACUGCUGAAUGUGCCAUUGUCACCCUG
This is a messenger RNA of Podarcis lilfordi (Lilford's wall lizard), 287 nucleotides long. Lineage: Eukaryota; Metazoa; Chordata; Lepidosauria; Squamata; Lacertidae. The record is from the annotation of a GenBank genome assembly.